UCCGUGCGCCGACAUGACAAAUUUAUAAAGCUCUUCGCUCUUUCGACAUAUUUAUUUUCAAAAUCUACGAUAAAACAUUUUGUUUUGCUUAUAUAUUUUUUAAUAUAUGUAUAAGAUACGUUCAAUUAAUUCAGUUAUACUCUUGUAAAACGCAACCAGAGCGGUGUUUUUUAAGUAAUCGUUUUCACGAAAAUGUUAGUACGUGAUCACUAAUAGAUUCGCAUUGAUUAGCCAGGUAGCUAACAUGUGAGGAACAGUUGUGUUUGUCAGUAGGGCAGUUUCUUCAUUGAUAACAGCAAGAACAAAUACGUAUCGUGUUGUUUUUCUGAGUAAAUACGUUUGUGUGUGUUGACUUUGUUUAAGAAGUUUUAGCGUUCGCAGACAAGCUGACCUCAAGUCUACAUCUUAGCAUGUCCUCUGUCAGUCUUAACAGACUUUAGACAGAUUAGAGAGAUAAACAUGUCUGCGUGUAAACGGCUUGUUUGUCUCAUCAAGCCAAGGAGCCUGUGGGCUCCCACGCGGAGGAAUGUUUCCACGUGGUCCCCGGUCGGGACUGCCUUUAACGCCAGACCUCUCAAGAGGCAGGAUUUCUUUGAGAAGACGGUGGGUUUGUUCGGAGUGCCCGAGCUCAGCUCCCCCGCGGGGUUCCAGGUCGCUGCACAGACGGCCUUGAGGAAGACGGAGAGUCUGGUGGAGAGGGCGUGCUCCUCUCCCGCAGGCGUCGGGACGGUCGAGUGUUUCGACCAGCUGUCAGAUGAGCUGUGCAAAGUGGCGGAUCUGGCAGACUUCAUCAAAGUCGCUCAUCCAGAUCCAGAGUACCGGGAGGCUGCAGAGAAGACCUGCGUAGAAAUCGGCACAGUUGUGGAGAAACUGAACACUAACGUGGAGUUAUGCCAGAGCCUGAAGAAGUUGCUGGACGACCCAAAGACUCUGGCUCAGCUGGACCCGGACACAAGACGAGUAGCAGAGUUGUUCAUGUUUGACUUUGAAAUCAGUGGAAUUCAUCUGGAUGAAAAACUGAGAAAAGAAGCCGUUGGCCUCCACGUAAAGUUGUUGGAUCUGAACAACGAGUUCCUGAUCGGUUCUCACACGCCCAACAGAAUAGCUAAAUCCGCCAUCCCACAACAUCUGCACAUGCAUUUUGGGAGUGAAGGCAGCUUCAUUCAAGUCGGGGGGCUGCACGCAGACUCACCCGAUGACUUGCUGCGAGAGAUCGCCUACAGGGUUUAUCUCUACCCCAAUGCAGACCUGAUGGACUGCCUGGAAGAGCUGCUGAAAUGCAGAUACAAGCUGGCCAAGCUGGUGGGCUACAAGUCCUACGGACACAGAGCCCUGAAGGGAACCAUGGCCAAAUCCCCAGAAACGGUCAUGAGCUUCCUUCAGCUGCUAACUGACAAGCUGUCAGACAGAACCAAAAAGGACUUUCAGAUGAUGAGAGACAUGAAGAAGAAACUCAACCCUCGUAACCCAGAGCUGAUGGCGUGGGAUCACCCUUUCCUCAGCGGCGUGCUGCGAGCUGAAAGGUUUAACAUCGAGCCCAGUCUGUACAGCCCCUACCUGUCUCUGGGGGGCUGCAUGGAGGGCCUGAACAGCCUCUUCUCCCAGCUGUAUGGCGUCUCCCUCAUGUCAGAACAUCCCAGCGCCGGAGAAGUGUGGAGCGAGGAUGUCCGCAAGCUGGCUGUGGUGCACGAGACAGAGGGACUGCUGGGACAUAUUUACUGUGACUUCUUCCAGCGAUCAGAUAAACCUCAUCAGGACUGUCACUUCACCAUCCGCGGCGGGCGCUGGUGCAAGGAGGCGGGCCGAUACCAGCUGCCGGUUGUGGUGUUGAUGCUGAGUCUGCCCCACCCCACCAAGAGCGCCCCCACCCUGCUAACUCCCGGCAUGAUGGAGAACCUCUUCCACGAGAUGGGACACGCCAUGCACUCCAUGCUGGGACGUACUCGCUACCAGCAUGUGACAGGAACCAGGUGUGCCACAGACUUUGCAGAAGUUCCUUCCAUUCUCAUGGAGUACUUUGCCACAGACUACAGGGUCCUCAGCCAGUUUGCUCGCCACUAUCAAACAGGACAGCCUCUGCCAGAGACCAUGGUGACUCGUCUGAGUGAGUCCAAAAAGGUGUGUGGAGCUGCAGACACCCAGCUACAGAUCUUCUAUGCAGUCUUGGACCAGAUUUAUCACGGCAAACCACAGAAUCGCUCCACCACAGAAAUCCUGAAGGACAUGCAGCAGAAGUUCUACGGUUUGCCGUAUACGCCCAACACGGCCUGGCAGUUGAGAUUCAGCCAUCUGAUUGGCUACGGAGCCAAGUAUUACUCGUACCUCAUGUCUCGGGCGGUGGCCUCCAUGGUGUGGAAGCAGUGCUUCAUUCAAGACCCUUUGAACAGGGACAUGGGUGAGCGCUACCGCCGGGAGAUGUUAGCCCACGGAGGAGCCAAAGAGCCCAUGUUGAUGGUAGAAGUUUGUCUGAGUGGAUUUGUAGACUUCACACCAGAACUGAGCCACCUGUGGGGCCCUCCAUCAUCCCCAACAGUCUUCAUAAAGUAUCCGAUGGGUGCGGUGGAAGAUUUCCUUCAGAAAAAUUUACAAAUUGGUCACAAUACUGACAUGUUUUGGCUCUAAGCGGCAAGUUUUCACAUGCAAAUGUGAGCUGGAUAACAAUACACAGAGAGGCGGUUCUUUCUGUUCCAUCUGCU
This is a messenger RNA of Oryzias melastigma (Indian medaka), 2696 nucleotides long. RefSeq names its product mitochondrial intermediate peptidase. Gene Ontology annotation, cellular component: mitochondrion. The record is from RefSeq and is a predicted model, not a curated record. Gene Ontology annotation, biological process: peptide metabolic process. The transcript is spliced from 19 exons. NCBI's taxonomy places the organism in Eukaryota, Metazoa, Chordata, Actinopteri, Beloniformes, Adrianichthyidae. The coding region runs from base 460 to 2622 and encodes 720 amino acids. Gene Ontology annotation, molecular function: metalloendopeptidase activity.